Molecule: messenger RNA, 1823 nt
Organism: Peromyscus eremicus (cactus mouse)
Lineage: Eukaryota; Metazoa; Chordata; Mammalia; Rodentia; Cricetidae
Gene: Rundc3a
Product: RUN domain containing 3A
Exons: 11
Coding region: 25-1365 (446 amino acids)
Cellular component (GO): cytosol
Source: RefSeq, a predicted model, not a curated record
CAGCAGCAGUGGCCGCACAUCUGAAUGGAAGCGAGCUUUGUCCAGACCACCAUGGCUCUGGGGCUGCCCUCCAAGAAAGCAUCUUCCCGCAACGUGAUCGUGGAGCGCAGGAACCUGAUCACCGUGUGCAGGUUCUCUGUGAAAACCUUGCUAGAGAAGUACACAGCGGAGCCCAUUGAUGACUCAUCUGAGGAGUUUGUUAAUUUCGCAGCCAUUUUGGAGCAGAUUCUCAGUCACCGUUUUAAAGCUUGUGCCCCAGCAGGUCCAGUGAGCUGGUUCAGCUCCGAUGGGCAACGGGGCUUCUGGGACUAUAUCCGACUGGCCUGCAGCAAAGUGCCCAACAACUGUGUGAGCAGCAUUGAGAACAUGGAGAACAUCAGUACAGCGCGAGCCAAGGGCCGGGCGUGGAUCCGGGUGGCUCUCAUGGAGAAGCGUAUGUCCGAAUACAUCACCACAGCUCUUCGGGACAACCGAACUACCAGACGGUUCUAUGACUCCGGAGCCAUCAUGCUGCGGGAGGAAGCCACUGUCCUCACAGGGAUGCUGAUUGGGCUGAGCGCCAUCGACUUCAGCUUCUGUCUAAAGGGCGAAGUUCUGGACGGGAAGACGCCGGUGGUCAUCGAUUACACACCCUACCUAAAAUUCACCCAGAGCUACGACUACCUGACGGAUGAGGAGGAGCGGCACAGCGCGGAGAGCAGCACCAGCGAGGACAACUCGCCUGAGCACCCCUACCUGCCUCUCGUCACCGACGAGGACAGUUGGUACAGCAAGUGGCACAAGAUGGAACAGAAGUUUCGCAUUGUCUAUGCGCAGAAGGGAUACCUGGAGGAGCUGGUGCGUCUGCGCGAGUCGCAGCUGAAGGACCUGGAGGCGGAGAACCGGCGGCUGCAGCUGCAGCUGGAAGAGGCUGCAGCGCAGAAUCAGCGCGAGAAGCGGGAGCUGGAAGGCGUGAUCCUGGAGCUGCAGGAGCAGCUGACAGGUCUGAUCCCCGGUGACCAUGCCCCCCUGGCCCAGGGUUCCAAGGAGUUCACCACACCCCUGGUCAACCAAUGGCCCUCCCUGAGCACACUCAACAGGCCUGAGGGUGCCGGCAACUCCAAGCUAUAUCGGAGACACAGCUUCAUGAGCACCGAGCCGCUGUCUGCAGAGGCCAGCCUGAGCUCAGAUUCCCAGCGCCUGGGAGAGGGCAAGCGGGACGAGGAGCCCUGGGGCCCCAUCGGGAAGGACCCCACGCCCUCCAUGCUGGGCCUCUGCGGCUCCCUGGCCUCCAUCCCCAGCUGCAAGUCCCUGGCGAGCUUCAAAUCCAACGAAUGCCUGGUGAGCGACAGCCCCGAGGGCAGCCCAGCGCUUAGCCCGAGCUGAGGAACAGAGUGGGCAAUGCCAGCCCCGAGGGCAGCCCAGCGCUUAGCCCGAGCUGAGGAACAGCGUGGGCAAUGCCAGCCCCAUCUGCUAGGGGCCAUGGACAACUGCCACCUUUGAGUCCCCCGACCCAGGCAACCCUUCAGGAAUGCUGUCCACCUAGCCAGGGGUCUCUAGGGAAAGACAAGCAAGUCUCUUCCUGCUUCUGGCCAAGGAGGCAGGCGUUGCACUGGGAAGUGGUGGGGCCGGGGGAAGGGGCACCCAGGCCACAAGCGGUCAGUCCCCUGGGGAAGCCUGCCUGGUUCCCUCUGCUCAUCUUCCACACCCGCCUCAGGAGCAGGUGGUCCAGCCCUGGCAUUCCGGCUGCCCUGCCUCUGGUCUGCCCCUGUAUACCCUCUGAAGUCACCCUUCCUUGGUACCUAUGUAGGGAGAGAUUAGGCAAAUAAAAACCAGAGGACUGA